AUGGGGAAGCAGUCGGCCAGGCCUGCGUGCCCUCGGCCCUGGGCGGCCUCGCUGGCCAGCCCCGUCUCCCAGCUCAGUCUGGGUUGGCCUAAGGCCAGGCCGGAACCGGGGCUGGGGACGCCGAGGCCGGCGUGCGCUGACUCCCGGGGUCUGCCGCCGCCCCGUGCGCAGGUGGGGACUGAAUUCACCACCAUCCUGUACAACUUCAUGUGCAACAGCAGCUGCGUGGGGGGCAUGAACCGGAGGCCCAUCCUCAUCAUCAUCACCCUGGAGGCGCGGGACGGACAGGUGCUGGGCCGGCGGUCCUUCGAGGGCCGCAUCUGUGCCUGCCCCGGCCGGGACCGCAAGGCCGACGAGGACCACUACCGGGAGCAGCAGGCCCUGACCGAGAGCGCGGCGAAGAGCGGGGCGGCCAGCAAGCGCGCCUUCAAGCAGAGCCCGCCCCCCGUCCCCGCCCUGGGCACCAACGCGAAGAAGCGGCGGCUCGGGGAUGAGGACGUGUUCUACAUGCACGUGAGCGGCGGCGGGCGGCGGGAGGGCACCCCAAAAGUCUCGCUGCGGCAGACCCGGGUGAAUUUCCUGACAGGCCUGGGGUGUCCCAACUGCAUCGAGUACUUCACCUCCCAGGGGUUACAGAACAUGUACCACCUGCAGAACCUAACGAUGGAGGUAACCGCUGCCCUCCCCAGCGCGGCCACCCCCGUGACACGCUGUGCCCAGCUGGCCGGGCCCGGCCCCCCGCCCCUGCCUGGGCAGGGCUUCAGCCCCCCUCGGGCCCUCUGCAGCCCUGGCCCAUGGAUUCAGCUCAGCCCAGGCUCACUCAGCCCCCCACCCGCCUGGUGA
This is a messenger RNA of Condylura cristata (star-nosed mole), 843 nucleotides long. It is a transcript of the gene TP73, whose product is annotated as tumor protein p73. Gene Ontology annotation, cellular component: nucleus. The transcript has 6 exons. Lineage: Eukaryota; Metazoa; Chordata; Mammalia; Eulipotyphla; Talpidae. The coding region runs from base 1 to 843 and encodes 280 amino acids. Gene Ontology annotation, biological process: regulation of transcription by RNA polymerase II; apoptotic process. Gene Ontology annotation, molecular function: DNA-binding transcription factor activity, RNA polymerase II-specific; RNA polymerase II cis-regulatory region sequence-specific DNA binding. The record is from RefSeq and is a predicted model, not a curated record.